Molecule: messenger RNA, 2868 nt
Organism: Zonotrichia leucophrys gambelii
Lineage: Eukaryota; Metazoa; Chordata; Aves; Passeriformes; Passerellidae
Gene: EHBP1L1
Product: EH domain binding protein 1 like 1
Exons: 16
Coding region: 1-2763 (920 amino acids)
Biological process (GO): actin cytoskeleton organization
Cellular component (GO): filamentous actin; microtubule organizing center
Molecular function (GO): protein binding
Source: RefSeq, a predicted model, not a curated record
AUGCCCCGAGACCCCCAGGAUACCCUGGGAGCCACCCUGGACCCCUCCCUGGGAUUCCCUGAGACCCCCGGGAGCCACCUCAGAGCCCCCCCAGGACACGGCUCCAGAUUAAACACCCGGGGGUCCCGGGGGGUCCAUGGGGAGCGUGUGGAAGCGGCUGCAGCGCGCGGGGAAACGCGCGGCCAAAGUUCGCUUCGAGGCCACGCUGGAGGAGCUGCUGGUGGAGGGGGGGGGCAGCUGCCCCGCAGGUGGCAGCCGGGCAUCCAGGACCCGCGGCGGGGCAUGGUGGUCUGGGUGGUGCCCGAGACCCUCGAGGUGGUCGUGACCCUGUACCGGGACCCCCAGGCCGCCGCCUUCGAUGACAAAACCUGGAACUUCCUCGUGGUCAAUGUGAGCCGGGGCCGGCGCUCGGUGGUGGCCGCGGCCCCACUGGAGCUGGGGCGCCUGGCGGGGGUUGGGGACACGGCCCUGUCCCUGUCCCUGCGGCCCCGCACACGCAAGGUGACAACGGCGACGCUGCGGCUGCGGCUGCGCGGGCUCGUCCUCAUGGAGGGACACCCCACGGACGAGGACAUGCAGAGUGUCACCAGCCUGAGCCCCCCCGGGGACGUGGCCGACCUUGGGGACUUCGAGAGUGACCCCGAGGACGAGGGGGGGACACACAGGGCGGGGGGCGCCACCCCUGCGCCCCGAGCGCCCCCUCCCAGCCGGGACCCCCCCAAUUUGGGGACACGGAGGGACCCCCCACAGCCCCCCCCCGAAAUAACCACGGACCCCCCCGGGGGUCGCGGGGCGCUCCUGGCCUGGUGCCGGGGGGUCACGGCCGGGUACCCGGGGGUCUCCAUCGCCGAUUUCGGGGGGUCCUGGAGCAGCGGGUUGGGGUUCUGCGCCCUCCUGCACCGGCUGAGACCCCGAGAGAUGGAGGGUGAUUUCAGCGCUCUGGACCCCCGGGACCACCGGGGCAACAACAAACGGGCCUUCGAUGCCUUCGCUGCCCUGGGGGUCCCGCGGCUCCUGGACCCCUCGGACAUGGAGACCCCCGACAGCCUGGGGGUCAUGACCUUCCUCAGCCAGGUCCGGGCAAUCCUGGGGACCCCCCCGGGGACCCCCCCGGACCCUCGGAGUGACGUCACCAAGGGGGGGCCCCAAGAGAACCCCCCGGACCCCCAGAGCGGCUCCAUCGAGGAGGGGAGACCCCCGGAAUCACCGGGUGACGUCAUCGAGGGGGGGCCCCAAACGACCCCCCCAGAGACCCCCCCGGACCUUCGGAGUGACGUCAUAAAGGGAGGACCCCAAACGACCCCCCAGGGGACACCCCCUGACCCCCUGAGUGACGUCAUCGAGGGGGGACCCCAAACCAAACCCCCAGGGAGGCCCUCGGACCUUCGGAGUGACGUCAUCGAGGGGGGACCCCAAACGACCCCCCCGGACCUUCAGAGUGACGUCAUCGAGGGGGGACCCCAAACGACGCCGCCGGGGACACCCCUAAACCCCCAGAGUGACGUCAUCGAGGGGGGACCCCAAACCAAACCCCCAGGGACGCCCCCGGACCUUUGGAGUGACGUCAUCGAGGGGGGACCCCAAAAGACCCCCCCGGGGACGCCCCCAGAUUCCCGGAGUGACGUCACAGAGGGGGGACCCCAAACGCCCCCUCCAGAAACUCCCCCGGACCUUCAGAGUGACGUCACCGAGGGGAGACCCCAAACGACGCCCCCGGGGACACCCUUAAACCCCCAGAGUGACGUCAUCGAGGGGGGGCCCCAAACGACCCCCCCGCGCCCCCAGAGCGGCUCCAUUGAGGAGGAGCCCCAAGAGCCCCCCCUGGACCCCCAGAUCCCCCCAGAGACCCCAACGGGGACCCCCCAGAAACCCCAAAUCAGCGUCAGCGAGGGGGGGCCCCAAGAGACCCCCCCAGACCCCCCCCAGAUGGACACAGAGCAGGGGGAGACCCCCCCAGAGCCCCCCAUGGAGGGGGAGCCCCCCCAGGACCCCCAAACCGAGACCCUGAAUGAGGGGGGGAGCCCCCCCCGGGACCCCCGGCUCGGCCCCGUUGAGGGGGAGCCCCCCCAAGACCCCCCCCCAGUAUUUGGGGAGGGGGCGGCAGUGCCCGAGCCCCCCCCCCGCUCCCCCCGGCCCGUGGGGGUGGGGAGGGGUCUCCCCACGCCCCCCCCCCGCUCCAGGAGCUUCCCCCGCCUGCGGGACCCCCCCCCCAAGGGUGACGUCGGGACCCCCCCAGAGACCCCCAGGGAGCCCCCGGAGACCCCCGAGGAGGAGAGCGGGGGACAGUGGGUGACAGCAGAGCUGCUGGCCCUGGAGCAGGAGCAGGCCCGGUUGGACGCUCAGGCCCCGGCGCUGGAGCGGGAACUGCGGGAGCUGAUGGACAGCGGCGCGGACCCCGCCCGCGAGGAGCGGCUGCUCCGGGCCUGGUUCUCGCUGGUGCAGCAGCGGAAUUUGCUGGUGCGGCGCCAGGACCAGCUGCAGCUGCUGGCGCAGGAGCGGGACCUGGAGCGGCGCUUUGAGCUGCUGAGCCGGGAGCUGCGGGGGCUGCUGGGGACAGAGGAGUGGCAGAAGCCGCCGGCGCAGCGCGAACGCGAGCAGCUCUUACUGGAGGAACUGGUGGCACUGGUGAACCGGCGGGACCGGCUGGUGCGGGACCGGCACCGCCGCGAGAGCAGGGCGCUGGAGGAGGAUGAGGAGCUGCGGAGGAGCCUCGAGCCCCGGCGGCGCCGCUUCGGCCGCAGGGAAACGUGCGGGAUCUGCUGAGGGACCCCCAAAAUCCUCCGGGACCCCCAAAAUCCUCCGGGACCCCUCCCCGGGAACCCCCAGAUCCCGGUGGAUGUGGCAAUAAAGGAGAAUUUCUGUGUGAAA